Molecule: messenger RNA, 4601 nt
Organism: Orbicella faveolata
Lineage: Eukaryota; Metazoa; Cnidaria; Anthozoa; Scleractinia; Merulinidae
Product: PC3-like endoprotease variant B
Biological process (GO): protein processing
Cellular component (GO): Golgi membrane; trans-Golgi network
Molecular function (GO): serine-type endopeptidase activity
Source: RefSeq, a predicted model, not a curated record
AUCAUUAUAUAAACGUCGGGUCAAAGUAGCUGUCGCUUUGUCGAUAGUUAGGAACGGAGAAUCUUCUUCGUUUAAUAAUCCUUUCAAAUGAUUCUGAGAAGACUACUUUUCACGUCGCUACUUUUUGUAGCAGCUUUAACAAUCCCUGUUCAACAAUAUGAAAUGGAAGACGAAAUAGAAACGAGCGAUCAUCUUGGCGAACUUUUCGAAGAUGGCAAGCGCGUGUACACAAAUAUCUGGGCGGUCGAACUAGACGAAGACAACGAGAAGCUUGCCGAUGAAAUAGCAAGAGAUUUUGAUCUAAAACACAAUGGCAGAGUCGGGAACAUGCGGCGAGUAUUCGAGUUUGUCCAUGAAGGAACGAAUGCUCGAGUCAAACGUCGAGCAGUGGAAAGAACGCGGCAGCUGAAUGAUCAUCCUAGGAUUAAAUGGGCCGAACAGCAACUGGUACUUGAGCGCAAUAAGCGAGAUUUCUUGUCCAAUGGUUACUUGAGAGAACGAGAAUUGGAGAGGAAAGUCCGCGAAGAACGUUACAAAAGGAUAUUUAACGACCCAGGAUGGGAGAAGCAGUGGUAUUUGUUAAACUGGGGACAAAAUGAUGAGCAUUUGAUCGGGGCCGACAUCGAAGUGCUAGAUGUUUGGCGUCGGGGUUUUACGGGCAACGGUGUUGUUGUCAGUAUACUGGAUGAUGGUUUGGAUCACACACAUCCUGAUUUGAAGAGAAACUACGAUCCAAAGGCCAGUACUGAUUUAAACGACAACGAUGAUGAUCCUUUCCCUAACGACAGCGAUCCUUACAACGCUCACGGCACAAAAUGCGCUGGUGAAGUUGGCGCUCAAGAAGAUAACGAAAUAUGCGGAGUUGGAGUGGCUUUCAACGUCAAACUUGGCGGCGUUCGAAUGCUUGAUGGAACUGCAACAGAUAAGCUAGAAGCGAGCGCCCUUAGUUUUAAAUCUGACUAUAUUGAUAUUUACAGUAACUGCUGGGGUCCUAAAGAUGACGGGAAGACUUUCGGAAGACCAGGACCGUUGGGAAGGAAAGCUUUCGAAGAUGGCGCAAAAUUCGGACGAAACGGAAAAGGUUCAAUAUACGUGUGGGCAACUGGAAACGGAGGUCUAGCUGAUGAUGACUGCAACUGUGAUGGUUACACUUCAAGUAUUUACACAAUUUCAAUAGGAGCAGUCAGUCGUUAUGGUCUUUCUACAUAUUAUGAUGAGCAGUGUUCUUCUACCAUGGCUGUGACAUACACAGGGGACACUCAUCGUGGAGGUUCCAGUGAAGCUGACUUGGUCACUACUGAUCUCAAGCAUAAAUGUACGACAAGGUUCCGCGGCACAUCUUCGGCAGCUCCAUUGGCGUCCGGCAUCUUUGCCUUGGUUCUGGAAGCCAACAAAGAUCUUACCUGGCGUGAUCUGCAGCACCUGGUUGUUCAUGAAGCAGUGAAGACGAGUCCACAAGAUGAUGGCUGGAUCACUAAUGCUGCUGGGUUGCUGUUUAAUCACAAGUUUGGCUUUGGUCGCCUGAGUGCUAGUAAGCUGGUGACAGCCGCACUGAACUGGACAUCAGUUGGUGAACAGCAUAACUGUUCAGUGGAUGGCCCUGUUGAAGAUGGACACAUUCCUCUUGGUGGUACUCUGGAGUUAAGUGUUGACACUGAUGCUUGUAAGGGGACAGAGAGGUACGUCAAGAAGCUUGAACAUGUGCAAGUGACCGUCAGCUUCAGAUUAGCCAAGGCAUUCCGUGGAGACAUUAGCAUAGAUAUUGUCUCACCAGGAGGAACAAGUAGUCAGUUGCUGUCAACCCGCCAUAGCGACAAAGACACAUUUGGACUGACUGACUGGGACUUCAUGACAGUGCACUUAUGGAGUGAGUCACCAGAGGGAAAAUGGAAACUUCUCUUUCAUCACAACAAGCUUGCGACAGAGGAGCCCAAGAAGCCAGACAUCGAAGAGCGAGAACGCGUCCUCAUACAGCAUGAUCUACUGAAGGCCCGCCGAGAUGAAAUCACAGAUGAUUACGACGAUUAUCAUGAUGAAAUUCAUCAUGGCCGGUUUGGAGGAGACUACAUGCGUGAUCAAAUUUUCCCAGUUGCAAAUGAUGAGAGUGAUCUGGAUGGGUUAUUAGAAAGCAAUGAAGAUUCUGCUGCUGCUGGUGAUUAUGCAGGCAAGGUGACCAAAUGGAAGUUGACACUUUAUGGAACAGGUGAAUAAUGAUUUAUUAACAUUAUUAUACCACAUGGUAAAUUGAAACAAAUUUUCCUGUUGUACAAAGUUUUAAUUUAUUUACUUAAUGUAAAGGUUAACCUAUGUGUAGUUAAUUUUUGUGUCAUAGUUUGGUUUGGUGUGACUUAACAUAGUUAAAUGCUUCUAGUAUUCAGGGUGACUAGAUGCAGAAUUGUCUGUUCCUCUAAUUUAGCACUCAAUGUUGUGUAAAUUUGACGUUGUAUGUUCUUUGUAAAGAAGGCCCCUUAUUUUCAUUUUCAAAAAAGUGAAUUUUAUUAUAAUUUAUUAUUAAAACAGAUUUUAUUUUGAUAUGUGGAAAUUACCUUGAAAUUUAUUUGAAUUACUCACAAUAGACGCUCCUUUUAACAAAUUACAUGUAAGUACUGUUAUGUAAGAUAAAUUUGUUUCAAAUACAGGCAUAUCAAUAGAUCUUACAUAUUCUUAAAGAAACACUGUUGUCUACAAACUACAAUAAUUAUUAUUAUUAUAAUUUGAAGGAAAGUUCUGAAGAUUUAUGGCAAUUGAAACUAGAAUAAGAAUGGAAAUAUAGAAAAAAAAAGGUUCUAGUAAAAUUUUCAAGGGAAUCCAAGUCAAACUAACUAGAGUGUUGGAAACUCGGCUUUAACAGUUCCUUGUCAUCACCAUCCUCAAGUUAAUGGCUUGUAGUCAAGAGUGCUAUUUUCCAGAAUCAAAUCACUGUUGAAUCUCCUAUUACUUAUGCCACUUUGAGCUUCAUAAAUUAUACCAAAAUAUAUAUUGGACAGUGCUAGCAUUUAUUUAAGAUACAAUCAUGAAUGAGUCAAAAGAAAAUGAUUCAAUUAUAAAUUCUUAUUAAUAUUAAUAAUAAUGCAAUACUCAUAGUGGUGCCCAUUGUAUUGUCUUUUUUUGCGGAGGAGGGUAAUUGACUUGAAAAUAAAAGUUAGAGUAUCAUAAUGAGGAUAAUCAUCAUGGAUAUUGGCUCUCUGCUAGUUCCAAUAUUACGCAGCUCAUUCAAAGCAUGUCCUGUGAAGAAAAUGUCUAUCACACUAUUAAAUGGAUCUUUUUACAGAUGUUACACAAUAUCAACAAUUUUUCGUAUUUUUCAUAUGAAGGAAAAAAAAAACUCACGCUUUUUCCCUCUGGUGUACAUUUCUUUGUAUAAAGUGGCAAGUUUGGGGUCCCACAUUUCCUUAAGUUUGCAACAGAUGGUUAUGAAACUUCACAUUUUACUAAAUUUGGCAUGAUAAAGCAACUGGUUGGACUUAAUUUUUGUUGCAAUGGAAAAAUUGGAAAAGUGUAACAUGGGUAAACAGGUCCAUUAGACUCAAAGGUGUCUCUUCAGAUCUGAAGAGCACUUCAGGGUUUUUUUUAAGAUUUUCUGUAGGAAGGCAACUGGUUUUCACAUUCAGGCAAAACUAUUUAAACUGAACUCCUUUGUAAGAAAAACAUUCCUCCACAUGGUCAAACCAUGUAGACAAAAUUGUCUUCACAGCCAGUCAAUUUGCUUAGUUGCCAGCUCUUAUUGAAACCCCUUGAUGUUCUAGUCAUACAGACGUAUAAUUAGCAGACAUUGUUCAAAGAUUCUUCUUGCAAAUUCUACAAUAAUACCAUCACAUUAUGACAUGUAAAUAUAAUACAGUACAUACUGGAUUCUAUCAGCAAAUUAUGAUAUAUGUUAAGUUAUAAGUUAGUAAUGGGUGUAUGAGAAUUACUACCGUAGCAACCAGUAAAUACCACAAAUGCCACAAUAUUUUUGUCAACUAAUAUUAAUUAAUAAUAAUUAAUUGUAUCAAACAAAAACUGAGUAGAUUGGCUUGAAGUCCUUCUGAUCGCAGUUUAACUUGUCCACAUUUACAACUGUUGAACAACCAGUAAAUUUAUGCUAAUUAAAACAAUAAGAUUAUUUGCUUGUAAUUUCUGUGCAGGAGAGUUGUUUCUGGUUGCGCUCCAGUCCAUCAUCAGGUGAUAGAAAUCCUGAGCUCAUAAUCUAAUUUUUAAUUUGAAAUGAAUUAUCAUGUAUGCCAUGAAUUACAACGGCAUCCUCAUUGAGAGCUGGUAAAAAAUUAGCAAAAUUAUGCACUUUUCAUUGUCAAAUGAAAGAGAAAACUUGCAUUGGGCAAUGGAAGGUAACUACUUCAAGCUAAAUACGUAACUGACAAUUUUUUCUUCUUCAUUCAUGUAGUUACAGUGAGGGUACAAUUUAAGGGGUGAAAAAUAGUGACAUCAGUAAAUUAUUGAAGCAUUUGAACACUUGAAAAUCUUAUAUUUUGUGACUACCAUAACUUCAUUUUGGAAUUUAUUGCUAUGAUAUUGAAACCUUGUUUUAAGGUAUUAGCUAGUGUAGUACUUCCUCCUAGUUCUUGGAAUGGUGGCAAUAAACUUGAAAUCAGAGCACUUCA